AUGGAGAACAACAUGGAAAUCGACACAGUCCGCUCUCCAGAACCUCAUCAUCUUUCGCCGACGACAGACCCAGGGUCUAUUCCCACUCUUGAUGGAUGGAUCGAAAAUCUGAUGAACUGCAAGCAGCUGGCGGAAAAUGACGUGCAGCGACUAUGUGAUCGGGCAAGGGAGGUCCUUCAAGAUGAGUCGAACGUACAGCCAGUGAAAUGCCCCGUCACAGUUUGUGGAGAUAUCCAUGGACAAUUUCACGACUUAAUGGAGCUGUUUCGUAUUGGGGGACCAAAUCCAGAUACGAACUACCUUUUCAUGGGUGACUAUGUCGACCGUGGAUAUUACUCUGUCGAAACUGUCACACUUCUCGUGGCUUUGAAAAUUCGUUACCCUCAACGCAUCACAAUCCUUCGUGGAAACCAUGAGUCCCGACAGAUCACCCAGGUCUACGGCUUCUAUGACGAGUGUCUGCGCAAAUAUGGAAAUGCAAACGUCUGGAAGUACUUUACUGAUCUUUUCGACUACCUCCCUCUUACAGCCUUGAUUGAGAAUCAGAUCUUCUGCCUUCACGGAGGUCUCAGUCCGUCAAUCGAUACUCUUGACAACAUUCGAUCUUUGGAUCGCAUUCAGGAAGUGCCUCACGAAGGCCCUAUGUGUGAUUUGCUCUGGAGUGAUCCGGAUGACCGAUGUGGCUGGGGGAUUUCUCCACGAGGUGCGGGCUAUACAUUUGGACAGGAUAUUUCAGAGGCAUUCAAUCACAACAACGGCUUGACUCUCGUUGCACGUGCUCAUCAAUUGGUGAUGGAGGGCUACAACUGGUCUCAAGACAGAAACGUCGUUACCAUUUUUUCAGCUCCUAAUUAUUGCUAUCGCUGUGGUAACCAGGCUGCUAUCAUGGAGAUAGACGAGCACUUGAAGUACACCUUCUUGCAAUUUGAUCCAUGCCCCCGAGCCGGAGAGCCGAUGGUUUCAAGACGAACACCCGAUUAUUUCCUUUAA
This is a messenger RNA of Talaromyces atroroseus, 990 nucleotides long. RefSeq names its product Serine/threonine-protein phosphatase PP2A catalytic subunit. NCBI's taxonomy places the organism in Eukaryota, Fungi, Ascomycota, Eurotiomycetes, Eurotiales, Trichocomaceae. Gene Ontology annotation, molecular function: protein serine/threonine phosphatase activity. The transcript has 6 exons. Gene Ontology annotation, biological process: peptidyl-serine dephosphorylation; mitotic cell cycle. Bases 1 to 990 code for a protein of 329 amino acids. The record is from RefSeq and is a predicted model, not a curated record. Gene Ontology annotation, cellular component: cytosol.